Molecule: messenger RNA, 1059 nt
Organism: Drosophila willistoni
Lineage: Eukaryota; Metazoa; Arthropoda; Insecta; Diptera; Drosophilidae
Exons: 2
Coding region: 35-1036 (333 amino acids)
Source: RefSeq, a predicted model, not a curated record
CCCGUUUCUCACACCCAAUAUUUUUUAUCUUCCAAUGGAUACGACGGAUAAAACCAUUUUAAAUCUGAUGUUGUCCAAAUUGAGUUGGCUUUCGGAAGAGUCUGAAAUCAACUCGAUAAUCGAAUUAUUGGACAUACAUUGCGAAGGAAACUGUAAGCAGAAGGUAAAAUCCGUGUUGAAGGAAGCUGCUAAUUCAAAUGAACUGAAAGAUCGCCAAAUUGAAUUGAAAGAUCGCCAAAUUGAUGGUCUUAUUACGACUUUGAGUAGCAAAUUCGAUAUCAAUUUUUCGGGUGGAAGUAAACCCAGCAUCUUCUCAGAUCUAGAACAAACAAAGACUAAAAAUGAAGAAAUCAUGGCGCAAAUAAUAUCAAAGUAUAAAGAUGAACUCAAAAAUGCGAAUACUUUGUUAGAUGAGUCCUUUUCUUUGAUAAAGAGCUUUGAGACUCAAAAACAGCAAUUUGAGCUUCAAAUAAAGAGUUACGAGGCGAAAAUUAAGGAAUUGGAGGACAAAAUAAGUGCUGAAAAUGAAGCCGUUGAAGAUCACGACAAAGAAAGCCACCCCGACGAAGUUGAAAUUUUUUUCGCUAAUUAUUGCUCGAAAAUGUUUAAGAUUGAAAACAGUUUAGCUGGUCCUGGUUGGUUAAUCAUACUAAACUUAAAUAAAUUAAAUAAUGGAUUAUGGGAGGAAAAUAUUAUUGUUCCUCUACAUCUGAUUUACGAACUCGUCGUAAAUCGGCCACAUGAAUUGUAUAUUCAUUGCGUUCGCACGGAUAAAAGCACAUUUUAUGCUCACUAUGAUAACCUCACUCUUGGUAAAAAAAAGUCUGAUGAUGCAGUUAAUAGUCAUAGUUGUGAUGAUGAUAAUGAUGAUGAUGAUGAUGAAGAUGAAAAGUAUUUCAUAGAAUCGAUGCAUCUUUAUAAAAGCUCAGUAAAAAUUUAUGGCGAUUUCAAAGGACAAUCAAUCGCGGAAUUUAUCGCGAGCUUCGUCAAACAAUGCACAAAUUAUCAACUGAUGAUAAGAGAAAAACUAAAAUAAAUGUAAAAAUAAAAUAACAAAAA